UGCCAGAUUGUCCGGUACCCGCUGCCUUGCCUGCUGCUCCGCCUGAUGGCCCGGUGCCUGCUGCUCCGCCUGAUGGCCCAGUGCCCGCGGUUCUUCCAGAUGACUCGGUGCCCGCUGCUCCACCUGAUGGCCCGGUGCCCGCUGCUCCGCCUGGUGACCCAGUGCCCGCGGUUCUGCCAGAUGACUCAGUGCUUGCUGUCCUGCCAGAUGACUCGAUGCCCGUUGUCGAGCUUGAUGACUCGGUGCCCGCUGUCGUGCCAGAUGACUCGGUGCCUGCUGCUCCGCCUGAUGGCCCAGUGCCCGUGGUCCUGCCAGAUGACUCGGUACCCGCUGUCCUGCCAGAUGACUCGGUGCCCGCUGUCGAGCUUGAUGACUCGGUGCCCGCUGUCGUGCCAGAUGACUCGGUGCCCGCUGUCGUGCCAGAUGACUCGGUGCCCGCUGUCGAGC
This is a messenger RNA of Staurois parvus, 447 nucleotides long. The record is from the annotation of a GenBank genome assembly. Lineage: Eukaryota; Metazoa; Chordata; Amphibia; Anura; Ranidae.